Vespula vulgaris is the source of this 3700-nucleotide messenger RNA. RefSeq lists its product as uncharacterized. The record is from RefSeq and is a predicted model, not a curated record. NCBI's taxonomy places the organism in Eukaryota, Metazoa, Arthropoda, Insecta, Hymenoptera, Vespidae. Gene Ontology annotation, cellular component: nucleus; cytoplasm. Gene Ontology annotation, molecular function: O-methyltransferase activity; RNA methyltransferase activity. The transcript has 5 exons. Gene Ontology annotation, biological process: siRNA processing; RNA methylation; piRNA processing. Bases 228 to 3086 code for a protein of 952 amino acids.
GCUAUUAUCUAUUGGAAUAUACGUUCGACCAAUCAGUGACGUGCGAUCGUGCGAUCGAUUGUCGCGCUACACGUAUAGAUGGCGUUUCAUACGCAUGAGGUAAAUGACGCCUCUGUGUCUGGGAUAAAGAAGCAUUGAGGUAACAUGGCUCUCGUUCUUUGAAGCGAUACGACUAAACACGUGCGUCGAGGUUCGUAAACAUUUUAACAGCAUAUCUUUAAUUAACUAUGUUUAUAACUUUACUUCAUGUAUUUUCCUUCUUUCGAAAGUACGCGUAUGAUAGUUAUUGUACCAAAAAAGAAAAUAAUAUGAAUACGUCACCUGCUGUUGUACGGGAUAAAAUCUAUGACUUAAUAGAUCCCGAUACGCUUCUAAAUUAUUACGAGGAAAAAAGAAUAAGAUUUUCUCCACCAGCUUCCAUACAAAGAUAUUAUGCAGCAGUCGAUAUACUUUCCAGCGAUAAAUACGAAGGCCAGAUACGAAAGAUUGUAGAUUUUGGCUGUGCAAAUCUUAACUUUUUGGUUCAUCUGAAAAGUAUCCCAGAUGUAGACGAAGUAUUAUGCGUAGACAUUGAUAGAACUGUUCUCGAUAUUAACAAAGGCAAAGCCAGACCAUUAGUUUGUGAUUUCUUACAUUGUCGGCAAAAACCAUUCGCAAUACAUGUUUACGAAGGGAGCGUUACAGACCAUGAUACAAAAUUGGAGAAAACCGAUGCUGUGACUUGCAUAGAAUUGAUUGAACAUUUGUAUCCAGACGCAUUAACGGAUCUUCCAUUUAAUAUCUUUGGUUAUAUCAAACCAAGGAUAGUUAUUAUAACAACGCCAAAUGUAGAAUUUAAUGUAUUAUUUUCUUAUCCCGGAUUCCGGCAUCUAGAUCACAAAUUCGAAUGGACUAGGGAACAAUUCCAAGAUUGGGGACGUAAUAUUGUUCUAAGAUAUCCAGAUUAUCAAGUGACAUUCCAUGGCAUUUGUGAUGGGCCAGAAGGUACGGAGCAUUUAGGUGCUUGCACUCAAAUGGCUGUUUUUUGUCUUAAGAGUGAAAAGAGCGGUUCGGAAUUGUUAGGUACUGAUAAUUUAUUUAAGCUCGUAUCUUCGCAUAGCUUCCCAUAUAGAGUUGAUGCCCGUUCGGACGAACAGAAGAUUUUGGAUGAUGUUACGUAUCAUGUCAACCAAGCUAUGACUUUUGAUAAUUUAAAAGGAGAAUUGUCGCUUGAAUCUUUGGUAACGUUAUUGAGUAAAUUUAAAGUUACAAUGGCAUCAUUGAGAAUAAUUUUGGAAGAAGCAGGAUGGCCCAUUGUUGAUCACGGAGAAGGUCCCGUUACAUAUAUUCCAGAGCAAUCAAUUAUCGCAGAAGUUGAUGACGGUAGAUUGAAUGAACGAUACGAAAUCGGACGUUAUUUCGAGGGAUAUACAGAGGAACCCUGGCAGUCUGAUAGCUGGGAUGAAGAACGGAGUGAUAGUAGUGACUCUACCAUAGAUUUUAGCGAUACUUUUCUGUUUGAUGUUGAACAUGAAUCACCAGAUGUUAAUAAUCUUUCUGAUAGCAUAAACGUUCACGAAUCUUCCGUUGAUUCAAUUCCAAAUAAUUCCAUUUUACAAAAUGAUGAUGCUGCGUCAUCGCUUGAAAUGAAAUCCUGUAUGUUAUCCGAUAGCGAUACAACCACUAAUGCGAACACACAUAAUGACGAUAAUACGUUUAUAAAACCCGCUGAAGGACUAAAUGAGACAUUAGAUUUUUACCAUUCUACGUCUGUAUUAUCCUCUUCGAUAUCGCCUCAACCGCUAUUAAUUCAUUUGGAUCAAUUGAACAGUUCCUAUUGCGAUGACACAGUUACAGAUAAAAACGUGUCACAUUCGUCAUUGCUGAAUAACACUUUUCAUUCGUUAGACACACUGAGAGAUGAAUCUGUUAAUUUGGAAGAAGCAACUGCUUCUUAUUGUAUGCAUUUCGAUACAUCUUUGAAUGGAAAAGUAUCAUCGUGCACAGAAUGCACAAAUUAUUUUCAAAAUGAAAUUGAUGAGUGUAAUGAAACGAGUAUUGCAGAACUUGAGCAAGUAAAUGCAGAGGAAAAAAAGAUUUAUUAUGAAGAUCAUUUUGUUCCAGAGGAUUGUGUAGCUGCAUCAAGUACAAAUCAACCGCAAUACACAAGUUCUCCACGAAGUAUUGCAAAAGCUAAUAAAGAAACAAAUUGUAAUCGCAAAUCGUUAAGGCUUGAAAAUAUAAGCAACGAAGAUAGUGAUCUUACAUUACAAUCUGAGGAAAUAGAAAAUGUAAAUAAUAUUCAAUUUGAAACAUGUUUAAUAAAAACUGUUAUUGGAUGUAAGAAUUAUCCAAACAAUUUCAGUCCAAAGUCUAUAAAAUGUUCAGAUAGAAAGCCUAAUUCUCCAGAGUCUUUAGAGACUCCUCCAAAUAGCUGGUCACCAGAGAUUAUAGAUUCUGGCUAUCCAAAUUCUGCAUCAGCACCGGAUAUGACACCGGAGUAUGAUCUAUCUAGUAUAGCACACGAUCGGAUACCUGAUUCAGAAUCACCAAGUGUAGCGGAAGCACCACAGUUUGAAAAUCUAGAACCAGUGGUGAUAGAAAAUGGCGAUCUCGCAAAUAAUAAUAGGGAUAACGAAGGAAAUAAUAUGAUGGCUGUUGCUGAUAAUGAUAUCGAAAAUCUGCAACCGUUCAUUAAUGUUUUGGAAAACGAUCUUGAGAAUGAAAACGAUAUUUAUGUCGUUGAAAAUGGCUUUCCUGUAUGGCUAUUGAGAAUAUUAGAAAUGGCUAAUCCAAUGGAUGUUGACGGACAUAUUUUAAGAGAUCCCAGAGAAUUGGUCCCCUUUGAUCUUAUAGAAGGCGGCGCGGAAUAUUUGGGCAUUGAUCGCGAUGAAGGCUUUGAUAGCAAUUCCUCCGUAGAAGAUAGCGAUCAAAAUAAUGACGAAAUAUCAAGUAAUUUUACGGAUGCGAAUAAUAUUGAUAAUAAUAACGAAGUAAUACAUGACACAGAUAGCGAGGACGGUAACAAUUUCGAAGACAUCGUUUCCGUACAUUAUUCUUCUAAUAGUAAUGCUGACAGUGAUGAAUGGGUAAAAAGAAAUACGUGAUACUAUCGAGGAAGAAAAUUCUGACAUAUCAUCAUCGUCAUUCAUCGCUGCCUAUAUAAUUCUUCGAAUUUGAGCUAUAAAAUUAAGAAUAUUAAUAAUUUUGAUACAUUUAUAUUUCAUUUAAUUUUUUUUAUCUAAUUAUUAUUAUUAUUUUUCUUUUUUUCUUUUUUAUCUAAGUUUAUUAACAUAUCCAGUGAAGUAUACUUUUUGAUUUAAAAUGCAGUGACCCAUUUAAAACAAUCCAUAUAAGUAUGAUUAUAAGUGAUAUGACAAAAAGUUUAACAACGUAUAGUGAUCUGUUUUUUUUUUGCCCCCUGUUAAAGUAUUAAAAAAUACCAAAGUUUGCAAAAACAUACUUUUUUAUGAUACAAGAUUUUCCUCAGAUUAUUUUUUUUUUUCUCCGGUAUCUUUAUGAUAAGAGAGUAGUAGGAAAGUUAUUCCAUUAGCAUAUAUUUAAUAUUAUAUUUGUUUUGUAUUUACACAUAAGCUAAGUCCACAAUUAGUUUAGUGGAAAAAGACUCAAUGUAAGACUGAAAUCGCAUGUUUUUUAAUUUCAUUAUUGUGUGGAUAUCUUUAACAAAUAAACGAUAUAACAAUUCUAUAUAAAUAUUAUA